UCUCAGACAUCCAAGAAGAGAUGCAGCAGGCAGACAGAACAGGAAAGCCACCAGAGUGCUGAGGGGUGCCCUUGCAGCCAUUUCUGUCCCUGCUCCAACAUUCUCUCGUGAUGGCCUGUAACAGCACAUCUGUUGAGACUUACGAGUAUGUGCUGAUGAACAUGAGCAACGCCUCGGACUCCCAGGCCACCCCACUGUCCGCUCCACUCAGGAUAUCGUUGGCAAUAAUGAUGAUGCUGAUGAUCGUCGUUGGGUUCCUCGGUAACACGGUUGUCUGCAUCAUCGUGUAUCAGAGGCCGGCCAUGCGCUCUGCCAUCAAUCUGCUGCUGGCCACGCUGGCCUUUUCCGACAUCAUGCUGUCGUUAUGCUGCAUGCCCUUCACCGCCAUCACGCUCAUCACCGUCCGUUGGCACUUUGGGGACCACUUUUGUCGGCUCUCGGCCACGCUGUACUGGUUUUUUGUUCUGGAGGGAGUGGCCAUCCUGCUCAUCAUUAGCGUGGACCGAUUUCUCAUCAUCGUCCAGCGCCAGGACAAGCUGAACCCCCGCAGGGCCAAGGUGAUCAUCGUGGUCUCCUGGGUGCUGUCUUUCUGCAUCUCGGUCCCCUCGCUCACCGGCUGGACGUUCGUGGAGGUGCCCGCACGCGCCCCGCAGUGCGUUCUGGGCUACACCGAGUUCCCGGCCGAUCGCGCCUACGUGGUGACGCUGGUGGUGGCCGUGUUCUUCGUGCCCUUCGGCGUCAUGCUGUGCUCCUACAUGUGCAUCCUCAACACGGUGCGGAAGAAUGCGGUCCGUGUACACAACCAGUCCGACAGCCUGGACCUGAGACAGCUGACCAGGGCUGGCCUCAGGCGGCUCCAGCGGCAGCAGCAGGUCAGCCUGGACUUGAGCUUCAAAACCAAGGCCUUCACUACCAUCCUGAUCCUCUUUGUGGGCUUCUCGUUCUGCUGGCUGCCGCACUCCGUCUAUAGCCUUCUAUCCGUGUUCAGCCGGCGGUUUUACUACAGCUCCUCCUUCUACACCACUAGCACGUGCGUCCUGUGGCUCAGUUACCUCAAGUCAGUCUUCAACCCCAUUGUCUACUGCUGGAGGAUCAAGAAAUUCCGCGAGGCGUGCAUAGAGUUGCUGCCCCAGACAUUUCAAAUCCUUCCCAAAGUGCCUGAGCGGAUCCAAAGGAGAAUCCAGCCAAGCACAGUCUAUGUGUGCAACGAAAACCAGUCUGCUGUUUAGGGGAAACAGGGAAGGGCCAGUCAAGGACCA
Molecule: messenger RNA, 1259 nt
Organism: Castor canadensis (American beaver)
Lineage: Eukaryota; Metazoa; Chordata; Mammalia; Rodentia; Castoridae
Gene: Gpr45
Product: G protein-coupled receptor 45
Biological process (GO): G protein-coupled receptor signaling pathway
Cellular component (GO): membrane
Molecular function (GO): G protein-coupled receptor activity
Source: RefSeq, a predicted model, not a curated record